Solea senegalensis (Senegalese sole) is the source of this 971-nucleotide messenger RNA. RefSeq names its product extended synaptotagmin-2-A. Lineage: Eukaryota; Metazoa; Chordata; Actinopteri; Pleuronectiformes; Soleidae. The coding region runs from base 3 to 971 and encodes 322 amino acids. Gene Ontology annotation, molecular function: lipid binding. The record is from RefSeq and is a predicted model, not a curated record. The transcript is spliced from 8 exons.
AAAUGAGUAACAAGAUGGAGGGUACGUCAGGACCCGGUGUCCGGGUGAACGGACCAGUGGUGCCGCCCAGCAGCUCGGCAAGCUCCUCCAUGGGAGCGCCUCUGUCGCCACAGGAGCUGCAGGAAGAGCAGCAGUCGUCGCUGGUGGACGUCUCCCAAAUGUGGAUUAAGUUUGCCAAGACCUUUGCCAUCAUCUUGCCCAUCUACGUCCUGGGAUACUUUGAGUUCAGUUUUAGCUGGGUCCUGGUGGGACUUGCUGCGCUCUUCUACUGGAGGAGGAACCACGGCAACAAGGACUACAGGAUAAACCGAGCCAUCGAGUUCCUGGAGCACGAGGACAAGGCGGUGAAGCAGAAUAUGGCAACGACGGAGCUGCCACCAUGGGUCCAUUAUCCUGAUGUGGAAAGAGUGGAGUGGCUGAAUAAGACAGUGAAGCAGAUGUGGCCGUUCAUCUGCCAGUUUGUGGACAAGCUGUUUAGAGACACCAUCGAGCCGGCGGUGCAGAGCGCCAACCCUUACCUUGGCUCCUUCUGCUUCAGCAAGAUCGACAUGGGCGACAAGCCACUGAGAGUCAACGGGGUGAAAGUUUACACAGAGAACGUGGACAAGAGGCAGGUGAUCAUGGACCUGCAAAUCAGUUUUGUCGGGAAUACAGAGAUUGACGUAGACAUCAAGAAGUAUUACUGCAGAGCUGGAAUAAAGAGUAUACAGGCACUGUUGUACAGUCUGAUGGCUGUAGGUCCAAAGGAGUCCCUGGACCUCUCCGUUUUGCACCUGGGGAGAACCUCCAGGAACAGAUCCCAGUUUGUGGAUUGGAAACAGAUCUCCACCACGCAGUCCGCUCUUUUCCCCCUCCGACGCCUCCGUAACUUUGUCAGGACAUCCGUCGGUAGAGGCCUGGUGUGGGCCCGCCACUUCAGUAGCUCUUCCCUCGUAAAGUUGAGCCUUAUCGUGACAGUCCAAGUCCAGUAG